Messenger RNA from Perca flavescens (yellow perch), 3874 nucleotides. RefSeq lists its product as uncharacterized. The record is from RefSeq and is a predicted model, not a curated record. Bases 153 to 998 code for a protein of 281 amino acids. The transcript is spliced from 4 exons. NCBI's taxonomy places the organism in Eukaryota, Metazoa, Chordata, Actinopteri, Perciformes, Percidae.
CAAGUUGACCUGCAAAAAAACUGGACAGUUGAAAUCUUGGAGACCUGAUCACCUGGAAAACAACUUCUGAAAAAUUAACUGAUACAUGAUAACGGAAGAAAAACAUACAGCAGUAAAACUACAGCAAAACCUACUGUAAUUUACUGCUAAAAAUGGCUUCUAGCGGACCACCUGCGGGGGAGGACCUGCUGACCACACGGACCAUCAGUCAGUUUGCAGGUGGUCCCUUCUGGCCUCUGAACUCUGAACGCCCUGCUGCUGAGAGCCCCCCCGAUGACCCAAUCCUGCCUGAUUACCAGGACGACGACGAAGAGAGUGGCGUUGUUGGGGCGGGUGAUGUGGACGGGCUUCAGGAGGUUGAGCCUCAGGUAGGUAAUGCGGAAGGUGAGCAGCAGUUCCCACCACUGCACAAUGGGGUGGAGGGGCAAGAACAACAUUCCGCUGUUCCUUUUCCUGUUUACUACCCUGUUUACUACCCUGUUUACUACCCUGUUCACUACCCUGUUCCCUACGCUGUUCCCUAUGCUGUUCCUCAUGCUUAUCCUUAUCCCCCUUAUGCUUAUCCCAGUUCUCCUUACGCUUAUCCCCAUGCUCAUUAUGCUUAUCCCCAUACUCAUUACGCUUAUCCUCGUGCUCCUCCUGCUGACCCUCAUACUUUCGCUCCUGCUGAUCGUCCUGCUGAUCCUCCUGCUGACCAUUUUUAUGAUGGUAUCGAUGCUGCUGUUGAUAAUUUACUGGCCAGCUACAGGUAUGAGCAAUCUGAAGAGGACGAGGACGAAGACUCUGAGCUAGAUGUCGUUGGACCUGACGUCCCUGAACUGGAUGCUGAGCACAUCAAGCCAAUCUUCCUAGAAGAUUCUUCUGAUGAGGCAGUAGUUCCUGGAUCCCCCACAAUGUCUCACCUCGGCUGCUCCAGGAGACGCAGGGACGAGAGCGACGACGAGGAGGCGACUGCUGCAAAGAGGCGGAGGUGGGCUGAUGACAGCGACUGGGAUUAACUCUACGAUGGAUGGGCUGACAUUCCUCCUUGAAACAUCGGAGCAAUCGUCGAGUCCAUACCUGCCUUUCACCACAGCAGGACCAAUGAUUCCCGUGGUAGCUUUUGCGUCUGGCAGGGCUGCACAUAUCUAUUUGUGUAGCUUCUCAUUUUUGCACGGUGGUACGACUUUAUUUCUUUCAUCCUGAGGGCCAGCCUUUGCGUCUUGCAGGGCCGGCGAUGGUCCAGGUAGCUCUUGCGUCUGGCAGGGCUGAUGAAGACAAGGGUAGCCUUUGCGUCUGGUACGGCUGUCAACACCCCAGGAAGCGUCUUGCGCUGGGGCUUUUUUGUAAAUCUUUUGUAUAUAUAGUUGUGUAUCUCUUCAUUUUUGCAUGGGGGAUCGAUCGACUUUAUUUCUUUCACCCUGAGGGUUAGCCUUUGCGUCUUGCAGGGCCGGAAAUGCCUCCGGUAUCUCUUGCGUCUGGCAGGGCUGUCGACACCCCAUGCAUGUAGUAGCCUUUGCGUCUGGCAGGGCUGAUGAAGACAAGGGUAGCCUUUGCGUCUGGCAGGGCUGAUGAAGACAAGGGUAGCCUUUGCGUCUGGCAGGGCUGUUGACACCCCGUGCAUGCAGCCUUAGCGUCUGGCAAGGCUGAUGAAGACAAAGUUGCUUUUGCGUCUGGCAGGGCUGAUGAAGACAAGGGUAGCCUUAGCGUCUGGCAAGGCUGAUGAAGACAAAGUUGCUUUUGCGUCUGGCAGGGCUGAUGAAGACAAAGUUGCUUUUGCGUCUGGCAGGGCAAGGAACCUUCAGCUUGGUCGGUGUUCAAAUGAACACCAUAUUCCCCUAUACAAAAAAAAGCUGCACUGUCAAAGAGAAGACAAAGUACUUUAUUCCCAUAUCGUCAAUUGACUGAAAAUGCACUGGACACCUACAAAAACCGCAUAUCCAAAAAUAUGAGCAAACCUCAUGGCACCAAGUGCCAUGAAAUCUCCCCAAGGGCAGUUUGGUUAAAGUCUUCCCAAUGUUAGGCGCGCAAUUAGGAUGCCUCCUUAACAUCUUCAUCCAGAGGUUAAAAAUACCUAAAUUAAGAUUGCCAAAAAGGUACAGUAACAAUAUAAAAUGUUUUAUUUAUAAUAUUCAGUAAUUUAGAGAUUAUUUGUCUUACUAAUCAUUUUUGUCUGACUUUACUCUGAUCUAAACUCCACCACCUGACCUGUUGUUCACUGUGGACGAAAGAAGUAAGUACGGGCUUCUGACUUGAUCUAGAAUAAAAUGUAAUAUAGACAUGUUAUAGUGUUUAAAAUGAUAUGAUAUAGUGUAAUGUAAACUAGUUACAUACUCUAUACCACACCUGCUCAUUCAUAUAUUAUCACUAAUUUAAUAGUUCAAAGAUUAUUUGUCCGUUUUGCUAACCAUUAUUUAUUGUUCCACCUGAGCCGCUGCUGUUCACUGUGGAUGAAAAAAGUAAGUGAGCUUCAGACUUGUAGAGAAAGUGACUUAGAACAGUCUACAAUAUAAAAACAGAGAAAUCAGUAUUAUGUAACAUACCUACAAACUGUAUGCUAGAUCUAUGUGUUCAUAUAAUAUCACUUAUUUAGUAAUUAAAAACUAAUUUGUCGAUCUUACUGACCAUUAUUAUUAUUAUUGUUCCCUCUCACCUGAGCCGCUGCUGUUCACUGUGGACCAAAAAGGUCAGUACGAGCUUCUGACUUAAGAUAAAGAGACUUAGAAUAGUGUACAAUGUAAAGAGAAAGUAAGAAAUGUGUGUUAUUGUAUUGUAAUUUUGUUUAGUUAAAUAUUGCUUUACUAACCAUUUAAACAUACCUUUGUCCUACGCCACCAUGAAUGAGCCUCUGACUUGACUGAGAAAGUAAUAUGUUAUUUUGUAAAAAUGGUUCUCAGUGAUUUAAUAAAUAAGCCAUUAUUUGUCUUACUCACCAUUAUUUAUCUUUUUCUUCUCUUCCUCCACCUCCUGAGCUGCUGCCGUUCACUGCAUGUGGACAGCGAGGUGAUCGUCUUCUGACUUAUAUAAAUAUAAAUAAAGUAAUGUCCUAUAGAGCUCAACAGUGACCGCCCACUUCUGCUUAAAUAAAGAGAGCAUAAGAGUAUAAAAGAUUAUAUAAAGAGUAUAAGGAUACAUAAAAUAAUGUGUCAAUCGCUGCACCGGACAGAAGAAUGGCAAUCAUUUAUGACAAUAUUUCAAUAUUUACAGACAUUUACUGGCCUUUCUCAGUCUGCGGGAUUAAUGGAGAGAAGUGGUCAUGUGUUUUUUUACAUCAGAUGAUGAAAGGCAGCACGGUGGCUCAGUGGUUAGCACUUCUGCCUCACAGCAAGAAGAUUCUGGGUUAGAACCCAGGUCGUCCCGGGCCUUUCAUUUACAGAAAUGUUGAUCAAUGUGCAUUGUCCUAAUCAUAUUUGUAAUAGUUAACUUCUUUAAAAGCAUAUUUCAUUGCUGUAAUAGUCAGAAUAUCAGAAUAAAAGAUGUAGUCUAAUAAAUUCUGACCUGGGAUCAAUUCCCACUGCGAUACAUCAACCAAUGUGUCCCUGAGCAAGACUCCAGAGGCGUGCGACCUCUGACGUAUGUAGCAAUUGUAAGUCGCUUCGGAUAAAAAUCAUCAGCUAAAUGACGUGUAAUGUAACGUAGGAUAAAUUAGAAGUGAUUUAGUCUACAGGGCUGCACUUAACAGUCCAUUAGUAUGACUGAAUUUGACAUUAUUAAACAAUACAAAAAGCACAGACCUACAUUAUGUAUUUAUUGUUUUAGGGCAGGACUCCAGGUCAACCAAACCACACAAAGCCAGAAUCCAGCGGCCCACUGAGCUCACGUUGUCACCCUAUUUUAUCAACUUAACUAGUUUGGUUUUGCAUUUAUUAAAAAAACACUUAGUCUUAUAAAAUGA